CAUGCGUUGCGCACAUACUUUCUGAUAGUUUGCUUCAUGAGAAAAAUACAUUUGUUUAUACGAGGGAAAGAAGAUAGAUCUACCUAAAAGACCUGCGCUUAAGUUGAAUUUAUCAUUUUUGAAUCAUGAACCGGCCACCAUCAAGUUCAGGCAGGCCGACCACUGCCUCCAGAGGUGGGCCAAAAAUUGGAGCACCUGCUCCUGUAGGUAGACCACCUGGAACAGCAACAAGGUUAACAACUGGAAUGGUACCAGGCACUGGAAGACCAGGAACCAGGGGAGGAGUACAAGGAGGGGGAGCAGCAUUAGCAGCCCCUAUUAAUGUUACUGACAGACCCAUGACACAACAAGGUUUGGGAGGCAUCAAAACUGGGGGAAGAGGCCCUCAUCGCCAGGUACAAGACAGGUCAUACUUUUUAGGACAACUAAGGACCAAGCACAAUGAACUGAACCAGGAGUGCAACAAAUUAAGAAAAGACAUUGAACAAGCCAAUGAAGAACAGUCAAGUUUUUUGACCUAUGAGAAGAGAGCAGAGCAGUUGGCUGGAGACUUGGGUAAACUACAGGGAGAGCUGGGAGAUUACAAUACAUUAGUGGAUAAACUGAAUACAGAUGAAGAUAUUGGAGACAUACAGAGGGAUUAUGAAGAGUUGCAAGCCCAGAAUGAAAGAGAAGCAAAGAACAUUGAUGCGAUUUUCACACAAAAACAAGAACAAGAAAAUCACAUCAGACAACUUGAGCAGGAGCUGGAUCAGGAAAAGAGGAUGGCAGAUAACUUAGUGGCUGAUAUGAACCCUGAAAUGCGCCAGAGAUAUAUGCAGCUAAAGCAGGAAAAUGACCAGUUACUGAUGGACUUAGAGAAAGGACAACAAGAACUGGAUGCUCUUAACACAAAGAAGACCAAUUUGGAGGAGGAGCUGUCAUUAUCUCAAGUGAAACAAGAAGCAGUACAAUUAUAUGAGAAGUUAUUUGAGUUGGAACAGAAACGCGAUCAGCUAAUGGAGGAAGCACAAGCUAAGGGUUCCCCAGCAGAAGAAAGGGAAAAGUUACUGAAUCAAGUCAAACAAGAUAACCAAGAGAUAUCUAGCAUGGAGAGACAUUGCAAUGAAAUCCAUGAAAAGGUGAAUCAGUUGCAAGAGGAGUUGAGACAGCUAGACAUGGACCUUGAAGAAAAUAUGGGUGAGAGAAACCAAAAGUAUAGGGAGUUGAAAAAGAGGGAAGAAACAAUGAAUGAAUUUUUGGAUACUUUUGAUGAAUCCAAAACACAGGAAAUUGAGAGAAUAAGCCAACUUGAGGCAAAUGUGGUUGCUAUUCUGGAGCAUAUGAGUAGGAAUCUCUCCAGAUUCUCCCAUCUGCCCACUCCUAAGGAGCUAGCCAACAUGAAAGAUGAUCUGGCUUUCAAGGAGACAGAAAUGAAGAAAUCUGAGGCAACAGCUACUACUUUGGCACAAGAGAGGGAGAAGUAUCAGGUAGAUUUACAGAAGGUAGAGCAGCUGGAGACAAAGAUCAACUCUGAGUUGGAAAUGCUGAAAAACAAGAUAGAAACCAUGAAUUCAGAGCUGGAAAUCUAUGGAGAUAUUCCAAAGCUGAAAGCACAGGCAGAAGAGAAAAAGAAGAAACUGGCUGAGGACAAAAUCACAUUGCAGAAGAGAAGAGACACAAUAAAACAACUUGUCCAAGAUUUGUCAGCUGAUUAUGAGUCCCUGAAAGUACAGCUUGGAGACAAUGAAACUUUUGCACAGCUGGGCAACCUUGAGCGUAAAUGGCAGCAUCAUGAGCAGAACAACUUUGUCAUGAAAGAAUUCAUUGCAGCCAAGACCAUGGAAUGUGACUACCGCCCCAUAAUGAAGACUGUCAGCACACUUGUUGCUGAUUACAACCAGCUCCUGAUGGACCAUCUCUCUGGCAAAAGCUCUGUGGGAUAGUGCAAAAAGAAUAUCAAAAUUUAAUAUGAAAGCAAUUAUGGAAUAGACUAUAAUGAUUUUAAACUACUCACAUUCCCUGGAUCUGUAUAAUAAGGUUAUCCGUCCCUAUAGUCUAAUUUUUAUGUUACAAAAUGAUAUAGGAUUAUUAUUUUGUGUUAUUGAAUUGAUAAGUGCUGGAAUUACUGAAAACUAUUUUAUGUAGAUGCAGAUUUGUUUUGCUUAUCAAAGUGAGUAUUUUAUAUAUGCGGGGUAUUUCACAAAAUGUUGUUAAUUUUGUAAAGGAAUUUGUUGUAUGCUUUACUUGUUUUGAUACAUAAAAUGUCCUGUCAAUAAAUUAUUUA
Lingula anatina is the source of this 2266-nucleotide messenger RNA. RefSeq names its product intraflagellar transport protein 74 homolog. Lineage: Eukaryota; Metazoa; Brachiopoda; Lingulata; Lingulida; Lingulidae. Gene Ontology annotation, molecular function: beta-tubulin binding. The record is from RefSeq and is a predicted model, not a curated record. Gene Ontology annotation, biological process: intraciliary transport involved in cilium assembly; cilium assembly. Gene Ontology annotation, cellular component: cilium; intraciliary transport particle B.